GGGCCGGGGCCCGGCAUGGAUGGCCGCGACUUCGCGCCGCCGCCGCAUCUGCUGUCCGAACGCGGCAGCCUGGGCCACCGCAGCGCCGCCGCCGCCGCGCGCCUCGCCCCGGCCGGGCCCGCCGCGCAGCCCCCCGCGCACUUCCAGCCAGGAAAGUACUUCCCGUCGCCGCUGCCCAUGGCUUCGCACACAGCCAGCAGCCGCCUGAUGGGAAGUUCUCCAGCCUCCUCUUUCAUGGGCAGCUUCCUCACCAGCAGCCUGGGCUCGGCAGCCUCCACGCACCCCAGCGGCCCCAGCUCCUCCCCGCCUGAGCAGGCCUACCGCGGCUCCCACCCCGCCACCUCCCAGAUCUGGUUCUCCCACUCCCACGAAGCUCCCGGGUACCCCAGAUUUUCGGGGAGUCUGGCAUCCACCUUCCUACCCGUGAGCCACUUGGAUCACCAUGGAAACAGCAACGUUCUCUACGGGCAGCACCGUUUCUAUGGAACCCAAAAAGAUAACUUCUACCUGCGCAACCUGCCGCCCCAGCCCACACUGCUGCCAGCCAACCACAACUUCCAUAGCGUGGCCCGGGCCGCUCCCCCCCACCCCAUGGGCUCAUGUAGCCGGGAUCGAGACCGGGGUGAGGCUGGCUCUCUGCAGAAGGGCCCCAAGGACUUCGACCGCUUCCUCAUGGGCAAAGAGCUGUGCAGAGAGAAGGCGGGCAAGGUGGCUGAGGGCAAGGAGCGGCCGGCGGCGGAGGAGGACGGUGGCAAGGAGCGGCACAAGGUGGUGCUGCCGGCGCCAGCAGACGGGCACUGCAGGGAGGGGGGCCCCGCCGCCCGAGGAGCCUGUGAGGGCCGCCCCAAGCACCUCCCCUCCUGCCUCCUCAACACCAAGGUGCUCAACGGUGACAUGGGCAGGGCUGCGCUAGCCAGCUGUGCAGGGGGCGUGCUGGGGAGGCCUGGUGCCGGGGUGGCAACCUCUGGGCGCUGUGCCAAGGAGGCAGCGGGCCCCCCAGAGCCUGGGCCGGCCUUCAGCGAGUGCCUGGAGCGGCGGCAGAUGCUGCACCACGCUGCGUCCUACACCGUGCCGUCCGGCCUGCCCUCCGGGCCGCCCCCACCCCUCAGCACGGCCGCCGGCUCCUUCCCCUGCCUGCAGCUGCAUGGGGGCCCCGACGGGCUCUGCCCACUGCAGGACAAAGUCCCUCGGGACCUAAAGGCCAGCGGGCCCACCUUCGUGCCUUCUGUGGGACACCUGGCCGACAAGAGCCGCCCCUUCCAGGCCGCUGAGGCCUGCGCCAUAGCAGGCGAGGGCAAGGAGCGGCACCUGGAGGCAGCCAUGGCCCCUGAGCACGCCGCACCCUACGGAAUCUCCUAUGCCCACCUGAAGGCGGAGGGCAAGGCCGAGCGGCGGCCUGGGGGCUUCGAGGCGGCCCUCAACCCCCGGCUGAAGGGUCUGGACUAUCUCAGCAGUGCAGGCCCCGAGGCCCCCUUCCCUGGACUCCCUAAAGGCAGUCUGGACAAAAGCGGCUACUUCGAGUUGCCCACCGCUUCACAGGACUGUGCCCGGCCUGGUCACCAGGACCCGCUGGGCGGGAAGGCCCCCCAGACCUGCUGCACUUUAGAGAAGACAGCUGGCAAGGAAGCCCCAGCCGGCCCCCCUGGGGCGCAGAAGGUGGCGAGGAUCCGGCAUCAGCAGCACUUGGUGGUGCCCGAGGUGGAUACAGGGGGCGUUGGGGCCGAGGCCAAGCGCAAGUCCCUGGAGCUGGCGUCCCUGGGCUACGGCGGGCCCCACCUGCCUCCGUGGGGUGUCCAGGCCGGCCAGGGCACCACCAUGGCCAUCGGUGAGGAGCGUAAGGCUGGCGCCUACCUGGACCCCUUUGUCGGGGGCCUGCAGCAGGCACCCCUUCUGCCCCAGGAGCUGCCUGCGCCGCCAGACGAGGUCUCGGCCAUGAAGAACCUGCUGAAGUACAGCAGUCAAGCCCUGGUGGUGGGCCUGGGCGGCCUCAAGGCCAGCUGCGUCCAGCAGGAAGCGAAGUUCGCGUCCUCUAAGGGCUCAGGCCAGGCAGAGAGGCCGGACUGUGCCCGCAGCCGGGAGCAUGACACCGUGCACGGUGACGGGGAGGUGCGGCAGCCCCCUGUGGGCAUCGCGGUGGCCUUGGCCCGGCAGAAGGACACGGUGAGCCGGACCGAGGCAGCCUACGGCACCAACACUACGCGGCAGGGCCGGGCCGCCCCCACCUUCAAAGCUGGCGGUGGGCCCCGUUCCACACACGCGCUGGACCUGGAGGCCGAGGAGGAGAGGACCCGGCUGUGUGAUGACCGCCUGGGACUGGCCAGCCGCGAGCUGCUGCUGCAGGACGGCAAAGACCGAGCAGAGCUCACCCGGAUCCACCCUCCGAGCAGCUGCCCUGGGGACCUGGCCCCCCACCUCAUGAUGCAGAGUGGCCAGCUGGGGGGGGACCCGGCCCCCCACACUCACCCCCACGCACCCUGGCUGCCCCGUACCCGAAGCCCCUCCCUGUGGAUGGGGGGACAUUCCUACGGCCUGGGGCACCCCGCCCUGCACCAGAACCUGCCCCCCGGCUUCCCUGCCUCCGUGGCCGGCCCUGUCCCCUCGGUCUUCCCCCUCCCCCAGGAUGCCCCCGCACAGCUGGUCAUCCUGCCCUCGGAGCCCACACCCCACAGCGCCCCCCACACGCUUGCAGAUGUCAUGGACCAGGCCUCGCUGUGGCCCCCCGUGUACGGGGGCCGGGGCCCCGCCUCCCAUAUGCAGCGCCCGGGCCAGCUCCCUGUGUACGCGCGGCCGCAGCUCCUCCGCCAGCCGGAGCUCUAUGCCUUGCAGCAGCAGCAGAGGGCCGCCCAGUUCCAGCGGAAGCCUGAAGACCAGCACCUGGAGCUGGAAGAGCCUGCCCAGGAGAAGGCCCCGAAGUCCACCCACAAGCCAGUUGCCUUAACUCUCACGGUCCCGGGCGCCCCCGCACCCGCUGCAGGCCCCAGCAAGCUGCCACCCUGCUGCCACCCACCCGCCCCGAAGCCCCCGCCCAGCUGCCCCACCCCACCACCUCGGCCCAGCGCCCCGUGCACUUUAAAUGUCUGCCCUGCUGGCAGCCCCGGGCCUGGCUUCAGGGUGCCCAGUGCCGAGCAAAAGAAUGGGGAGGGCCAGCAGCCAGAGGCCGACAUCGUCACCCCGGAACCAGACCUGCCUCCCGGAUACCUGCGCCCUGUGGCCAGCAUGGGCUUCUCCCUACCCUCAGACGUGCACUCUUCUGACCUCGAGGACCCUGAAACUAUGCAAACCGCCGCCCCAGGGGCCCAGCCUGAGCCCACAAGGACAUUCCUGCCUGGAGAGCCGCCUCCCUGCAGCCCCAGGAGCCUGGAGGAGCCCGGGCUGCUCUCAGGGCCCAGGGAGGCCACCCAGGACCUUGCUGCCACCCCCAACCCUGCCGAGCGGGGACCCCAGGGGAAGGCAGCGGACGUCAGCCCACUUGAGGGGCUACAAGAACUGCAAUGUGGGGCUCUGCUCGAGGCGGGGGGCUCCGAGGUCUCCAGCCAGGCUCAUUCUACUCAGGGAGGGGCGAGAGAAGAGAGGAGCAGGGAGGAGGGGGAGCAGGGGCCUUCGUCGGAGGCCUCUCCCCAAAGCCUGGAGCAGCAAGCAGGGAGCCCCAGUGCCCUUGAUGAUGAGGGGGAGCAGCAAGCUCCUGAGGAAGACGAGCUGGAGGAAGAUGAGCUGGGGGAGCAGAGCGUGGAGUACUCAGAGGAAGACUGUGGGGCAGCCCCUGACAACAGCCACCCACCCAGGGCACUGCCAGGCCUGGAUGCCUUGGUGGCCGCCACCAUCAACCUGGGAGACUUGCCCAGCGGCAGCCCACUGGACCCUCAGCCCUUGGCAGCCUCUGCAUGCCCCGGCACAGCCCCGCUGCCCCAUAGCUCAGGGAAUCAUGGGAUCGCUCUGCUCAGCGAGCUGGCUGACCUGGCAAUCCAGCGGCAGAGGAGUGAGAGGGCCAUGCCAGAGGAGGAAGAGGACGUGCUGGUCUUCAACCUGCAGCACCUGGCCACGCUGGCCACAGCCUGGUCCUUGGUAGAGGCUGCCAGCCUGGACAGCUCCCCUGCCCCAGCACAGCCACCCACGGCCGCCCCCUGCAGCAGCCCCAGGCUCACCCCCCGCAUGCAGAUCCUGCAGCGCAAGGACACCUGGACCCCCAAAACCAAGCCUGUGUGCCCCCUGAAGGCUGCCAUCGACCGGCUGGACACACAGGAGGUGGGGAUGCGUGUGCAGCUGGCGGAGCUGCAGCGGCGCUACAAGGAAAAGCAGCGGGAGCUGGCCCGUCUGCAGCGCAGGCACGACCAUGAGAGAGAUGAGAGCUCGCGGAGCCCUGCACGGCGGGGGCCUGGCCGGCCGAGGAAGCGCAAACACUCCAGCUCGCUGCCCACCCCACGUCUCACAGGGCCGCUCCCAAGGAGCGACAGCAAGAAAGUCAAGGCAGUGCCGACAAGCCUGGGUCUGCUGUGCGCGGAGCUGCGAGGAGGCGUCGGGGGUGAGCCUGCCAAGAAGCGGAGCAAGCUGGAGAGGAGUGUCUAUGCGGGCCUGCAGACCGCCGCCAUGGAGAAGGUGCAGUGUAAGAAGAGCAGCUGUCAGGGCGGGCUGGCGCCCUCCGUGGCCCACAGGGUGGCCCAGCUGAAACCCAAGGUCAAGAGCAGAGGGCUACCCACAGGCCUCAGCUCUUUCCAGCGGAAGGAGGCCACCUCCGGGGGGCGCAUCCGGGAGAAGCUGUCCCGAGCCAAGAGCGCCAAGGCAUCCGGGGCCAUGCGGCACCCACAGCCCAAGGGCCACGGCAGCCGGGAGACACCCAGGUGCCCAGCCCAGCCCUCGGUGGCUGCAUCCCGGGAGGCAGGCAGCAGCUACGACAGUGAGGACUGCGAGGGUCUCUUGGGGACAGAGGCACCACCCAGGGAGGCAGGGCUGGUGCUGCAUGCCGGGGCCAGUGUGGCCGUGCUGGGACCCUCGCCCUCCUCUGUGGUCAAGAUGGAAGCCAACCAGAAGGCCAAGAAGAAGAAGGAGAGGCAGGGGUUGCUAGGGGCCUGCCGCCUGUCCAGCCCCGAGAGCGAGGUCAAGAUCAAGAGGCGGUCAGUGAAGGCCAAGGUGGGCACCACCCUGGAGCGGUCCCCAGGGCAGAGGCCCCCAGGUGCGCCUGGCAAGAAGAAAGCUAAGGGCAAGGCCAAGGGUGGCCUGCGGGCAGAGCCAGGGGCCACCCCCAGCAGGGACGUCCUCUUUAGCCCCUCCCGGGCCUUCACCUGCCAUGAGGAGGGCAGCCAGCUGGCCAGCGAGCGCCUCAAGAGGGCCACACGCAAGGGCACAGUGCUGCAGCCUGUGCUGCGGCGGAAGAACGGGGCCCUUUCCAUCACGCUAGCUGCGCACAACGCCAAGGCCAUCCUGGGGAAAGGCCGGAAGCUGAGCAAGGUGAAGCGCAAGGCCGGCAAGCAGGGCAAGGGCCGGGCAGUGAGCCACCUGCUGGAAAGCUUUGCAGUGGAGGAUGACUUUGAGUUCGAGGACAACAGCAGCUUCUCGGAAGAGGAGGAGGAGGAGGAGGAAGAGGAGGAGGACAGUGGCCCCCUGAGCGCGGAGCAGAGCGCUGCCCUGGCACGCUCGUGUGCCAUCCACAAAGAGGACCUGCGGGACGGGCUGCCCGUGCUGAUUCCCAAGGAGGACAGCCUGCUGUACGCGGGCAGCGUCAGGACCCUGCAGCCACCCGACAUCUAUAGCAUCGUCAUCGAGGGGGAGAGGGGCAACCGGCAGAGGAUCUACUCGCUGGAGCAGCUGCUGCAGGAGGCGGUUCUUGACGUGCGGCCACAAUCCAGCCGGUACCUCCCACCCGGCACGCGCGUCUGCGCCUACUGGAGCCAGAAGUCUCGAUGUCUGUACCCAGGCAACGUGGUCCGCGGGGCCUCUGGCGAUGAAGAUGAGGACCUGGAGUCGGUAGUGGUGGAAUUCGACGAUGGGGACACCGGUCACAUUGCCGUCUCCAACGUUAGGCUGCUGCCCCCAGACUUCAAGAUCCAGUGCACAGAGCCCUCUCCAGCCCUGCUAGUCUCUAGCAGCUGCCGGAGGACCAAGAAAGUGUCCAGUGAGGCCCCCCUACCCAGCGAGGCUGCCACCCCCAGCCUGUCCCCCAAAGCGCAGGAUGGCCCUGAAGCUUUGAAGACACCCGGGAAGAAAUCCUUUAGCAAAGACAAAGCCGGUAAAGCCGAACUCCUAACCUCAGGUGCCAAAUCCCCCAUGGGGGCCUCCGACCAUUUCCUGGGCCGCCGGGGUAGCCCCUUGCUGAGCUGGUCCGCGGUGGCGCAGACCAAGCGGAAGGCGGUGGCCACGGCCGGCAAGGGCCCGGCGGCGCUGCAGAACCUCUUCCAGCUCAACGGCAGCAGCAGGAAGCUGCGCGCCCGCGACGCGCUGUUCCCCAUGCACAGUGUGGCCGCGCCCGUGUUCGGCAACGGCUUCCGCGCCGACUCCUUUAGCAGCCUGGCCAACUCCUAUGCGCCCUUCGUCAGCGGGGCCGGGCCAGGCCUCCCUGGGGGAUCCCACAAGCUGCUGCGGGCCAAGAAGGCUGAGAGGGUGGAGGCCGAGAAGGGCGGGCGGAGGCGGGCAGGCAGCGAGUUCCUGGUCAAGCUGGACCACGAGGGCGUGACCUCUCCCAAGAGCAAGACCUGCAAGGCGCUGCUCAUGGGGGACAAGGACUUCGGCCCCAAGCUGACACGGCCCCUGCCCAGCCCCAGCUACGCGCACCCGGCCCUCGUGGGCAAGGACAAGAAGGGGCGGGCGCCCAUACCCCCGCUGCCCAUGGGGCUGGCGCUACGCAAAUACACAGGCCAGGCCGAGUUCCCACUGCCGUGUGACAGCGACUGCCACAGCUCCUACUCAGAUGAGGACGAGGAUGGGCCGGGGCUGGCAGCCGGCGUGCCAUCCCGCUUCCUGACCCGCCUGUCCGUGUCCUCCUCCUCCUCCGGCUCAUCCACCUCUUCCUCCUCGGGCUCCGUGUCCACCUCCAGCCUCUGCUCCUCGGACAACGAGGACUCGUCCUAUAGCUCAGACGACGAGGACCCGGCCCUGCUACUGCAGACCUGCCUCACCCACCCUGUGCCCACCCUCCUGGCCCAGCCCGAGGCCCUGCGCUCCAAGGGCGGCAGCCCCCACGGGCAUGCCCAGCGCUGCUUCCUGUCCAGGGCCUCCGUGGCCGGCGCCGGCGUAGGCUCUGGCCCCAGCAGCAGCAAAUCUAGGCUCAAGCGCAAAGAAGCCCUGAGCUUCUCCAAAGCCAAAGACCUCUCGCGGAGGCAGCGGCUGCCCUCCGUGGAAAACCGGCCAAAGAUCUCAGCCUUCCUGCCCGCCCGGCAGCUCUGGAAGUGGUCGGGGAACCCCACACAGCGGCGCGGCAUGAAGGGGAAGGCGCGGAAGCUGUUCUACAAGGCCAUCGUGCGGGGCAAGGAGACGCUGCGUGUCGGGGACUGCGCCGUCUUCCUUUCGGCCGGGAGGCCCAACCUGCCAUACAUCGGCCGCAUCGAAAGCAUGUGGGAGUCGUGGGGCAGCAACAUGGUGGUCAAGGUCAAGUGGUUCUACCACCCCGAGGAGACCAAGCUGGGCAAGAGGCAGUGCGACGGCAAGAACGCACUGUACCAGUCCUGCCACGAGGAUGAGAACGACGUGCAGACCAUCUCCCACAAGUGCCAGGUGGUGGCGCGUGAGCAGUACGAGCAGAUGGCCCGCAGCCGCAAGUGCCAGGACCGGCAGGACCUCUACUACCUGGCGGGCACCUAUGACCCCACCACCGGGCGCCUGGUGACAGCCGACGGUGUGCCCAUCCUGUGCUGAGCCGCCCACCGCAGAUGCCUCCCACCCUUGCCGGGGACCCUGUGCGCGCAGCCUGGCGUGGGCCGAGCCGCCGGGUGGGAGGCAGCCUGGCCUCCCAGGGGCGAGUCUGAGCAAAUAUGCAAGCCCAUGGGCAGCCCAGGCUUUCCUCCGGUUUCCCUGGAAAAAGCGCUCUAGGCGUUGAAACCCAGUCCCGUCCCGUCCGCUGCGGAGGGUCGGGCGGUGGCCCCGAUGGGUCCCUGGCCCACCCCACCCACAGCACCCUCCGUUUCCUGCACCGGCAGUUCACGGGAGAUUCUAAUCCAAGCCAUAUUCCCUAGUACCUCCGACCGUCUCCCACCAGGGAAAGCAGAAAUCAGGUGUGUUGUCUAUUUAUUUCUCUAUGUAAAUAUUGUAUUUCUGUGGGGAAGUUUUACUGAAAAAUGUGGAAAAGGAUUUUUCCCUAUUCACGUGUCGAGGUGUGUGUAUGUGCGUAUGUGUGCAUGUGUGCGUGUGUGGGUGCGUGUGUCUGCCUGUGUGUAACGAUUUUUGUCCCGGGAUUUCCUUUGGAAAUGCAGUGUUCUCAGCCUAGCUGGGUUCCAACAGGGCAUCUGGGAUGACAGAGGCAGCUCUGGGCAGGGGCAGGAGGCAGAGGCCACGGGAGGCUCAGGUGGAGCCUUGGCGGCACCCUCUGAUCUCUCGGGGGGGAUGCCCGUGCAAGAUGAAAGUCAGUCGGGUUCUUUCUUUUCAGUACGUCUCCUAGAAAAGAAGUGUUGGAGCCGGGGGUGGUGAUGAGGGGCCAUGGGGAAAAAAGGGGUUCAAGAGGUAAAGCCCAGACCAGGGAGUGUGACAGUGGACAUGUGCCUCUCACCUCUGCUCAAAACAACACAAAGAUGAACAAAUAUUUUAAGGUAUUGAUAAGAAAAAGCGAUGCUUUGAUCGUAUUUCCCGAAUACAUAUUCCAACUUGUAUCUGAUUUCCGUUUCCAUGGCCAGUGGGUUUAAGGCCACGGAGUCUGGCCUCCACCCAGAGCAGGGAGAAGCUGACCCCUCGCCCCCUCACCCUCACCGCCCUGGCACACUCUGGAAGCAGGGCCCAGCUCUGAGCCCCUCCUCACCACCAGGUCCCUAACUUUCCUGAAAGGAGCAGUUGCUGCGUGAAGGGGCAGCUUGACCAGGUCCCUGAACUGGGCAGGGCUCAGGGCCCACGAGGGCGGGUUCUCUCCUCACCCCAGAGCAGAGUACAUGGAAGAGACACCCCGUUUUCCUCCCCAGGUACCUUUAUCACUGCCCCCAAAGCCCUGGCCAAGCUUGCUGGCCUGCUCAAGGCAUAGGUGCUGGUGGGGCCAGGCCGGAAGUGCUGUGGCCAGGGCAGGCUCUGCCCCCCGGCCCACCACAAGCAGGGGAAGGCUCCUUCAUGACCCCCUUUUCCACCAGUCACGUCUGCCUGGCCCUCGGACCCCUCUGCCUGCCCCUACACCAUUAGAGGUUUCUGGGCCUUUUCUGCGGACACCUGGUGGAUCAGAGGGCCUGAUGGGCUAAUGCUUGUGGCAUAGAAUAAGGGUCCCCCUGACCACCUGAGCCCACAUCCUGGCCCCAGGUACAAGGAGCGCCUUUAAGGGGCUCUGCCCCAGUAACCCAGGAGAACUCACACCCCCCCUCCCACAGCCAAGGACAGACAGGGCUGCCUGGACCUGAGCCCGACAGCCUUCAACCUCAGAAAUACAUGGUGGGGCCACACACUUGCCGUGUCCUUUCACCCCAAGGCUCCUCUGGCCCCACAGGAGCUUCAGGAAAGCCCCCCAAGUUAGCCACUGCUCUGGGACCGGCUCUGUCACCCACACCGUGGGCUGUGGAACCAGGGGUGCUGGCGGGUGCCCUACCCCCAAAUCCCAGGUCCCCUUGACCCCCCUGUUUUUUCUUGGGUCUAUUAGGGACUGCUUCUCACCUGCUGGCUGGCCUCCUUGAAGGGCCAUUUCCGGAGGCUCCCUAAGAAGCUGAAGGCUGGGGGGUCAUGUUGUGGUUGGGGAUCCCCACUCCUACCCCCGAGCCUACUCUUUGUCUUGCAUGAGUGCAAUAUUUCAUUCCCGGUGGCUGUCUGGGGAGGUGGUUGGAUGAGGUCCUGCUUGAGGCUCGGGGAUCAGAACAACGUCCCGUGAGGAAGCGCGCGCCGCCGCGGACACACUGAGCCGUGGGAGCUGGAGGGCAGGCGUUUUGCACCCGAGGCCGAGCAGGGCGCGACCAUGGAGGUCGGACACCUGGCCCACCGCUGCGCUCCUGUCCUGCUGGGCUCCGAUUUGUCCCUGGUUUUUCUCUCUUUUCCUUUCUGUGUGUGUGUGAAUGGUGUGACCCCUCCCCCUCUCCGUGGUUAACGUGACGAAGGCACGAUUCCUGUAAAUGUGUAAACUAAGGGGAUGGUUGGAUUUUUUUUUCAAUGUAAACACUAAAAACAGACAAAAAACACACAAAGGUUUUAUGAACAGCAGACUCUAUGUAAAGGCAUUUUAGUAUUAAAUUUUUUAUUGAUAACUUGCUUAAGAAUAAAUAUAUGGACUAUUGUACAGGUU
Molecule: messenger RNA, 10384 nt
Organism: Sapajus apella (tufted capuchin)
Lineage: Eukaryota; Metazoa; Chordata; Mammalia; Primates; Cebidae
Gene: BAHCC1
Product: BAH domain and coiled-coil containing 1
Molecular function (GO): chromatin binding
Source: RefSeq, a predicted model, not a curated record